Messenger RNA from Trichomonas vaginalis G3, 1530 nucleotides. Its product is annotated as kinase-related family. NCBI's taxonomy places the organism in Eukaryota, Parabasalia, Trichomonadida, Trichomonadidae. The coding region runs from base 1 to 1530 and encodes 509 amino acids. The transcript has a single exon. The record is from RefSeq and is a predicted model, not a curated record.
AUGCCACGUAAGCUACGUAAGAAUAUACAUAAGAGGAAGGGAGCAUUGAAACAUCCAAUAGUAAAACUGACACCACAACAACAGUUGCAACAACAAAUGAUGAAUGACCCCACUAUGUUGCAACAAAUGUCAAGCAACCCUAUGCUUUUAAACCGAGUUAUUGGUGCACAGAGUGGAGGUUUAAGAGCGGCACUUUUAGCGAAAAUGGCAGGCUAUGGUGGAGCUGCAGACGGAACAGCUUAUAACCCUCAAAGUCAAAUGAAUUUGAGUUCACUCAAAAAUCAAAUAUCAGAUGUCAAAAAGUCAAACAUAGACAUACAGAAACAAAUAAGUGAAAACGAAAAGAAACUAGAAUAUGACAGACACACAAAGAAACUCAAUGAGUUAAACGUAGAGAAAAAGAAGAAAGAAGAACAACUGAAAGAACUAAGUACAGAGGAAUAUGCGAAAAAAGUGUCAGAAAAAGCAGCAGAAGUAGCAAAAAUGGAACAAGAUGUUAUAAAUUUGAAAAACCAUACUACUCAAUAUAAAGUACUGAAAGAUGAAGAGAUAAAACAAAAAGCCAUGAAGACAUAUAUGGAUAGCGAUGAGUAUAAAAAAGAAGUUGAAGCAAAUGUAAAGGCAGAAAAACUUUUACAGUUGCAAAACCAAACCGUACAGUAUGAAAACUUAGCACAAGAAAGUAAAAAUAACGACGCAGCCAUGCAAAAGGCAAUGAAAAGCGCAGAAUAUAUAAAAGCUAAUAAUGACUGGUUAGAUGCCCAAGCCAACGCCAAAGCAGCCCAACUUAUAGGGUCAAUAAGGACAAAAAUACAAGCGGAUGAAGACAGUUCAAAUGAAGCCUUAAUGAAUGCUGACUUUAAGAAUGCCUUCGAAGCUCUUCAUAGUAAGGUGAAACAAGUGAACGAUUUCUCAUCUGGAAAGAAACUGAAGUCUGAAGGUUUCGACAAAGAGUUAAGAGAAGUAGCACAAAAUAUGACGAAAAUAACAGAUGCAGCAACGAGACAGGCAGUUCAAAGUGCCUAUGACGCCGUUAGAGCAACUGUUGUGGAAAGUCAAGAAAAAGAGUUACAACAGACCAAAACAGACCUAGUAAAUGCUUUCUUAAAAACGAAAAGUCAGGUAGGACAUUAUGCUGCAGAUGGAACAUAUGUACCAGCUGGUGGAACUUAUAUACCAGCUGGUGGAACUUAUAUACUAGCUAGUGGAACUUAUAUACCACCAAACCCUCCAAGAGAAGCACCCGCACCGGGACUACCUAAAACAUUUACAUCGUCACAUGGACACAGACACAGGCAUGCACCAAAACCAACACAACAACCAACAGUUCAAAAUCCAGCACCACAACAACCAACAGUUCAAAAUCCAGCACCACAACAACCAACAGUUCAAAAUCCAGCACAGCAACCAACAGUUCAAAACCCUGCACAACAACAACCACCUCCACAACCAGCACAGCAACCAACAGUUCAAAACCCUGCACAACAACCACAAACAGAGCAAGGACAUAAAAGAAGUAGAGAAAAAUGA